Drosophila kikkawai is the source of this 2011-nucleotide messenger RNA. RefSeq names its product rumpel (gene rumpel). Gene Ontology annotation, molecular function: symporter activity. Gene Ontology annotation, cellular component: membrane. Lineage: Eukaryota; Metazoa; Arthropoda; Insecta; Diptera; Drosophilidae. The record is from RefSeq and is a predicted model, not a curated record. Gene Ontology annotation, biological process: sodium ion transport; transmembrane transport.
GGUGCGCUUUCCUCCGCUUAAAAUCACUUUUUCUUAAUUUUUUUUUUAGUUUAACUUUGUUUUGAGUGUUGUUUUCGUUGUUGUUAUUAUUUGUUGUUAUAUUUUCUGAGCCAUAACAAUGCACGUGGAGGAGCUGAGGGCCAGCCUGCAGAGCUUCGGCUGGCUGGAUUAUCUGGUCUUCUGCCUGAUGCUGGCCAUCUGCGCCGUGAUUGGUAUCUAUUUCUGUCUCCAGCUUCGCCGGGAGUCCAGGAAGCAGAAGAAGCUCCAUGGGGCCGAGGAGGCGGCCACCAGUGCAGCCUCCUACUUGGUGGGCGGCAGGCAAAUGAAGAUCUUCCCCAUCACCAUGUCACUUAUAUCCAGCUUUAUAUCGGGCAUCACGCUUCUUGGGACCCCCACAGAGGUGUAUCUGUAUGGCGCCCAGUACAUGUACAUCAUGGGAUCCCUGGUGCUGAUGGGCUUUUGCAUGUACUAUUUCUUUCUGCCGGUUUUCCAUGAACUGAAUCUGAUAUCCACCUACAAGUACCUGGAGCAGCGUUACAAUCGUAGCCUGCGGCUCUUUGGCUCCGUGAUGUUUAUUGUGGCAUCGCUCCUUUGGCUACCGAUUGUGAUCUAUGUGCCGGCCAUAGCCUUUAACCAGGCCACCGGUGUGAAUAUCCACAUUGUGACCCCCAUUGUGUGUGUGGUUUGCAUUUUCUACACCUGCAUUGGUGGCCUGAAGGCAGUGGUCUGGACGGAUGUCAUCCAGACUUUGAUCAUGUUCGGAGCCAUGGCUCUGGUGCUGAUCAAGGGCACCAUGGACAUCGGCGGACCCGGCGUGGUGUGGCAACGGGCCCAGGAGACCUCGCGACUGGAGAGGCCGAACUUUAGUGCAGAUCUCAGCGAGCGUUACACCUUCUACUCGCUGGUCCUGGGCGGCGUGGCCCACUGGCUCAAGUCGAAUGCCAUUAGCCAGAACAUGAUCCAGCGGUAUUUGUCGCUGCCAACGCUGCGGCAUGCCAGGAUUGCCAUUUGGACAUUCAUAGCCGGUGUCCUGGCCUUCCUCCUGAUCUGCGGCUACACGGGUCUACUCAUCUAUGCCACAUACGCCCAGUGUGAUCCUCUGGAGACCAAGCUGGCGCAAAGGAAUGACCAGUUGCUGCCGCUUCUGGUAAUGGAGACUCUUGGCGCUUAUCCCGGUCUGCCGGGUGUCUUUGUCGCCGGCGUCUUUAGUGCCGCUCUAUCGUCAUUAUCCACCGGCUUGAAUUCCCUGUCGGCGGUGGUGCUGGAGGAUUUUGUAAAGACCUUCCGGAAGAGUCCUUUGACCGAGGGACAGACGGCCUUUGUAAUGCGCAGCGUGGUCGUGGUCUUUGGCAUCCUAUUUGUGGCCUUGGUUUUUGCCGUGGAGAAGCUGGGAGCUGUCCUGCAGCUAACAAUCACCCUGUCCUCGGUGGCCAAUGGACCGCUAUUGGGCAUCUUCACCGCCGGCGUCAUGCUGCCGUGGGUGAACUCAAAGGGUGCCCUCCUGGGUGGCUUCAGUUCCCUGCUGGUCAUGGCCUGGAUGUGUGUGAGUGCCCAGCGAGAUCUGGUCACCGGGGAUUUGGUGUACAAGCGGAAGCCCUACUCAACGAUGGGCUGCAACUACACCUUUGCGGGCGAGCCCCGGGAGUUUGCUGGUCUCUCUGGAGGAGGAGUAGCUGCCAUCAGCACCGCUGCCAGUGCUGCUCCCUUUCAGCUGUACCGCAUUUCGUAUCUUUAUUUCACCCUGUUUGGCGCCUUGGUCACCAUAGUGGUGGCCCUGGUCACUAGCCUAGUCCUUCGGGAAACCGAUCUGGAUGCAGUGGACACCCGCCUGCUCACGCCCUUCGUGCGGCGCUGGCUGGAGCGGCGUCGUCAUCGUCUGCGAUCGCAGGUGCCGGAUCCUCGCCAGAAGUCGGACAAAGUGGAGACCACCACGUGACAGGAGAGUAGGGGGGAGUAGGAUAUAUACACAUAUCCUGGCCAUGUUCCAUGUUCCUUGCGGUAGCUUAGCAAA